This is a messenger RNA of Mycotypha africana, 1359 nucleotides long. RefSeq lists its product as uncharacterized. The transcript has 3 exons. Gene Ontology annotation, biological process: anatomical structure morphogenesis; regulation of DNA-templated transcription; cell differentiation. The record is from RefSeq and is a predicted model, not a curated record. Lineage: Eukaryota; Fungi; Mucoromycota; Mucoromycetes; Mucorales; Mycotyphaceae. Gene Ontology annotation, molecular function: DNA-binding transcription factor activity, RNA polymerase II-specific; RNA polymerase II cis-regulatory region sequence-specific DNA binding. The coding region runs from base 273 to 1262 and encodes 329 amino acids.
GUAUAUGACUUUAUUACAGAUAACAUUAUACUUAUACAUCAGAACAAUCAAAUAUCUAAUAUACAUCGGUAUAUAGUUGUCUAAUCAGAACUAUAAAAGGUCAAAGUCCGAGUAGCCCAAUUAUGAACAGCUACAUAAUGAAUCAAACUUGUUUCCAUCAAGAAAGCCAAAAUAUAUAUAAAGAGGAACCCUUUUCUCGCUAGAGAUAUUUGUUCAGAUUGCAAAGUAUAUACUCUCAACUUUAACGUACAAAAGCACACACGAAAAACAUCAUGUCCUCAUCAGCUAGCCUUAGAGAAGUUGUCGACAAGCUUGAACGAACCAACGAAUGCGCGUCUCAACAAAAAGAAAAACAUAUACCUCGCCCAAUGAACAGUUUUAUGCUCUUCCGUCGCGAAAAGCAGAGGGAGAUUGCUUCGAAAUGUCAGGGUGCCAAUCAUCGCGAUAUGUCAAAGGUCAUUUCAAAGUGGUGGAGAGAAUUAUCACAAGUAGAGAAGCAACCUUACAUAGACGAAGCCGAUCGACUGCAAUUAGAGCACAAAAAGAAAUAUCCUGGUUACAAAUUUACGCCUAAAAGAAAAACGAAAGCGCCAAGACGCUAUAAGCGAUGCCCCGCUGAUCAACUUGUAGCUCGCAAUUUUGACGAUAAGCAGACCUUGUUGUCGCUGUAUUAUAACGGAAUCAUUGAAAAUGACAAACAACAGCCGCUUCAUCUACAAAACAAGCUGGACAUAUCUCUCAAUAAGCAGAUUCAGAAGAAGAAUCAUCGCUUGGUGGAUAGCAGCAGUAACAAUAAUACAACGAAUGUAGAUACAGUUCUUACUAACCGCAACAUUUGCCGUUCUACCAUUUCUUCACCGAAUAACGUCGAUACAAAUCAACAUAUGAUUUAUCUCACAGUUCCUUCAGCGUUAUCAAAUUCAGCCAACGACUUUGCUUCGUCAGGCUGCCCAUCACGAUUCGCCACUCCACUGUCUAUUUCUCUUUCUGAUAGUCGCUGUAGCAGUACACCUUACAGUGUGGUUUCGGAAGAUGAUACACCUAAUGCUUAUCCCGCCUCGUAUUACUUUGGACCACAACCAUGCUGCGUAACCGCCAAUCCUAUCUCUAUGCUAACUUCAGCCUACCAUAUGCGCGACCCUGUUAUAGACUUGCCUUAUUUUUGUUGUGAGACGGCCGAACAUGAGUCACCCAUGUACAAUGUUACCAAUGAGCAUCUUCUUCCCAAUAAUAUGAUGGGUUUAUCAUUCACUUUAUGUUGAUUAUUUAUGCAUGUUUUUUUGUAUAGCCCAAUAUGCUAUGUACAUUUGUUAAUAAAUUUAUGAGCAGCUUUAUGUCAUCCUAUACUGGGUCAAAAUU